UGAUCCUCAUUUCGCUCCCCCACUUUGCAAUUUCUCUCUUUGCCUCUCUCUUUCUCAGUGAAGCUUUGAAGCUUGAAGCCAUGGCGUUUAGGGUUCGAAACCCUAAUUUACUCUCUCUGAUCCUCCUCUCUCUCGUCGCCAUCGCUUCCGCUAAGGUGUUUUUCGAGGAGCGUUUUGAUGAUGGAUGGGAGAGUAGGUGGGUUAAAUCUGACUGGAAGAGAGACAAAAGUUUAGCAGGAGAAUGGAACUACACCUCUGGAAAAUGGCACGGAGAUCCUAAUGACAAAGGUAUCCAAACUAGCGAAGACUACAGAUUCUAUGCUAUCUCAGCUGAGUUCCCUAAAUUCAGCAACAAAGAUAAUGUUCUUGUUUUCCAAUUUUCCGUCAAGCACGAACAGAAGCUUGACUGCGGUGGUGGUUACAUGAAGUUACUCAGUGGUGAGGUUGAUCAGAAGAAAUUCGGUGGUGAAACUCCUUACAGCAUCAUGUUUGGCCCAGAUAUCUGUGGCUACAGUACUAAGAAAGUGCAUGCUAUUCUCAACUAUAAUGACACUAAUCACUUGAUCAAGAAGGAAGUUCCCUGUGAGACUGACCAACUCACUCAUGUUUACACCUUCAUCAUUCGCCCUGAUGCUACUUACAGCAUCCUCAUUGAUAAUGUAGAGAAGCAAACAGGUAGUUUGUACAGUGAUUGGAGCCUCCUCCCUCCAAAGAAGAUUAAGGAUCCCGAAGCCAAGAAGCCAGAGGAUUGGGAUGACAAGGAGUACAUUCCUGAUCCAGAAGAUAAGAAGCCAGAGGGGUAUGAUGACAUCCCUAAAGAGAUAACUGAUCCUGAUGCCACUAAGCCACAAGACUGGGAUGAUGAGGAAGAUGGUGAAUGGGUGGCUCCAACCAUUCCCAAUCCGGAAUACAAGGGACCAUGGGAACCUAAGAAACUUAAGAACCCUAACUACAAGGGGAAGUGGAAGGCACCAUUGAUUGACAACCCAGAUUUUAAGGAUGACCCCGAGCUCUAUGUUUACCCCAACUUGAAAUACGUUGGUAUUGAGUUGUGGCAGGUAAAAUCAGGCACCUUGUUUGACAAUGUGUUGAUUACCGAUGACCCUGAAUAUGCAAAGAAGGUUGCCGAAGAAACAUGGGGCAAGCACAAGGAGGUGGAGAAAGCUGCAUUCGAUGAGGCAGAGAAGAAGAGAGAGGAGGAGGAAGCCAAGAGUGAUCCCGUUGACUCAGAUGUCGAGGAUGAGGACGAAGACAAAGCAGACGAUGCUGACUCUGAUGUAGAGGCAGAUUUAGACAAAAAGGAUGACGGAGCCGAGAGUGAGGAGGAAGACAAACAUGAUGAACUGUAAGGAGAGAGCACAUGGAGUUCACUUGCAGAAAUUUUCCCUUUCCCCUCUUUGUUUUUUUUUUUUUCCUCUUUCUAGUUGUAGAGUUAUCCGUUGGAGAAGAAAGACCAGUCUGAUGCUUUUAUGCAAAAAUGACUGGUUUUGCUUGAAUUUCAGUUUUAUUUUGAGCCAUUAGGAAGAGAGAGAAUAGGACAGUUUGAUGAACCAAAGGAUCCUGUGUUGGAUUUUUCUUGAAAGAAUUCUCAUAAUUGAUUAACGAAAUAUUAUUCUCUUGUUGGAUCCUAA
Messenger RNA from Momordica charantia (bitter melon), 1631 nucleotides. RefSeq names its product calreticulin 1a (gene CRT1A). Gene Ontology annotation, cellular component: endoplasmic reticulum membrane; endoplasmic reticulum. NCBI's taxonomy places the organism in Eukaryota, Viridiplantae, Streptophyta, Magnoliopsida, Cucurbitales, Cucurbitaceae. Gene Ontology annotation, biological process: ERAD pathway; protein folding. Gene Ontology annotation, molecular function: calcium ion binding. The record is from RefSeq and is a predicted model, not a curated record.